AUGGACAUUGUUGGUAAGUAUCUAGAUUCGGUUGAUAAGUGGGAGUCAUUCUACGCAAUAUAUGCAAAGUGGAUGGGGUUUGGCAAAAGGUCAGAUGACGUGAAGAGAAGAAAUGGGGUAGUAUCAAUGAGAAGGGAAGAAAAAUUGGAAACUGAUGCGGAAGGUGCAUUAGGAUUCUUGGAUUGUCUUUCUGAUGCGAGAUCCAAAUUUUAUAUGUACCACCAAGCUGACACAGAAAACAGACUCGCCAACGUAUUCUGGGUCGACGGGGCUGCAAGAAUUGAAUACCAGGCAUUUGGGGAUGUGAUAGCAUUUGACACAACGUACAUGACCAACAAGUACAACAAGCCAUUGUGCAUUUUGAUGGGUUUCAACCACCAUUUCUCCACUUGUGUUUUUGGGUUUGCGUUGCUCGUAAUUGAAAAAAAUGGAGACUUAUUCAUGGAUGCUAAGAGCAUUCUUAGAAUGUCACCAUAA
Humulus lupulus (European hop) is the source of this 477-nucleotide messenger RNA. RefSeq names its product protein FAR1-RELATED SEQUENCE 3-like. The transcript is spliced from 2 exons. The coding region runs from base 1 to 477 and encodes 158 amino acids. The record is from RefSeq and is a predicted model, not a curated record. Gene Ontology annotation, biological process: regulation of DNA-templated transcription. NCBI's taxonomy places the organism in Eukaryota, Viridiplantae, Streptophyta, Magnoliopsida, Rosales, Cannabaceae.